GUACCUCAUCGCCAUGUCUUCUCUGGCCCCCCUGAUGGGCAGGCUGUGCCAGGUCUUUAGCCCGCGGUUAUGCAUGUUCUUCUCUACAAUGGCCAUAUCUAUUGGAUCCAUCGUGACAUGCACUUCCAUGUCAUUUGAGCAUUUUAUCCUGGGUCGUGUCAUUACUGGAGCUGGUGGUGGAGGCAUCUUCAUCGUCGCUAGCAUCAUGGCCAUCCAGAUGACCAGUCCCAAGCGGCGGGGUCUGUACAUGGGCCUUGCGAAUACAGCAAUGACCGUGGGCGUCUCGCUUGGUGCCGUCAUUGCUGGGGCACUGGAGCCUAGAAUUGGAUGGAAACCGCUUUUUGGUAUUCAAGUGCCCCUAAGCUUCAUUGCAGGUCUGUGCCUACUAUUGUCCAUCCCGGCAAGCCACAAUUCCAACAGCAUCAAGUAUACCAACCUCUCCAUCCGCGAUAAGCUUGCCCGCAUCGACUACACCGGGGCUUUGCUGUUGACUGCCACCAUCGUCCUCUUCCUCCUUGGUCUGUCUGGCCCAAAAGUUCUCCCGACGCCUAUCAUCUUAUCGGCCGUGGCUCUCCCGCUGUUUGUGCUCAACGAAGCCUAUGUGGCCAGCGACCCCGUCAUUCCAGUCUCUGUGCUACGCUCUCGUGGAACUCUGCUGACCUGUCUUGCAACGACUGGCUUCAUGAUGUCUCGGUGGAGUAUCCUCUUUUACACUCCCGUGUACUCGCUUGCCAUCCGAGGCUGGGCGCCUGCCGUUGCCGGAUCCAUACUUAUCCCAACAAAUGCGGGGUUUGCGUGUGGUGGGCUGCUUGCAGGAGUCUUCCACAUCAAACGAACUGGAAGCUUCUACCUCCAUACCCUUAUCUCCAUGGCACUAUUUCCUAUAACCAUGGUUGUCCUCGCCUUCAUAUCAACUCCUACUAGCCCCUGGACUCUGUACGUGGUUGUGGUCUUUUCCAACGGUCUCGCCACUGGAGCAGCUAUGAACUAUGCGCUUGUCCAUCUGCUUCAUGUCACACUGCCAGAGGUGCAUCCGAUUGUCAUAUCUCUCCUUGCGACGUUUCGCGGCUUUUCGGGUUCAUUUGGCUCGGCGAUUGGUGGCGGAUACUUUGUUCGUGUCUUGCACAAAGCUUUGGACGAAGGGUUCGCGCAAUCUGGCUUAAAGAACCGCGGCGAGCUCACAAGAAGGCUAUUGGGAAGUCCAGCGCUAGUAAGCAAACUGGAUGGUAAAGAUAAAGCAGUUGCUGUUGGUGCGUAUGCACAUGCUAUAAAAGCAUUGUUCAUAUGUGCUGUAGGUCUGUCUCUCCUGGCAGUGUUCGUGCAGGCAGGCACUGGCUGGAAGGCGCCGGAACAAUCUGAGCAAAGAGAGGAGGAGGCUGAAGUCGAGGGCAACGUACCCACUGGAGCUUGAGUAGUAUACGCGUCUUUCUCAUAUUGGAACCACUACUGUUUAGAUCUGGAUAGCUAGCAUAUUCAUUAUCU
Exserohilum turcica Et28A is the source of this 1482-nucleotide messenger RNA. RefSeq lists its product as uncharacterized. Bases 89 to 1411 code for a protein of 440 amino acids. Gene Ontology annotation, biological process: basic amino acid transport; transmembrane transport. The record is from RefSeq and is a predicted model, not a curated record. Gene Ontology annotation, cellular component: fungal-type vacuole membrane. The transcript is spliced from 2 exons. Gene Ontology annotation, molecular function: basic amino acid transmembrane transporter activity. NCBI's taxonomy places the organism in Eukaryota, Fungi, Ascomycota, Dothideomycetes, Pleosporales, Pleosporaceae.